Erythranthe guttata (spotted monkey flower) is the source of this 1375-nucleotide messenger RNA. RefSeq lists its product as uncharacterized. Gene Ontology annotation, biological process: positive regulation of DNA-templated transcription. Gene Ontology annotation, cellular component: nucleus. The record is from RefSeq and is a predicted model, not a curated record. Gene Ontology annotation, molecular function: DNA-binding transcription factor activity; transcription cis-regulatory region binding. NCBI's taxonomy places the organism in Eukaryota, Viridiplantae, Streptophyta, Magnoliopsida, Lamiales, Phrymaceae.
AAAAAUUAAAAAUAUCACGAACAAAAUUAAACUACAAGGCGAGUGAGUAGUAUGGUCUUGACGUAAGCAAAACUUUCCAGGCGAUUGGCUCUUUACCGAGCGACACGUGUCCACUAAAAUCCGACCUGUUUUAUUUCUUCAUGACUAAGCUUAAGUGGGACCCGCAUGGUGAUGUAAGCACAAAACACCCUUUCCCAAAAGCUAACCACCGGUCCACCACCAGUUAGUGCCGCCUGACUCAAAAGUUAACCCCAUGGUAUUAGUCAAUGACGAAAAUACCCUCGUGCGGGCCACAGAAACUGCCCACGGGUUUUGCUCUUAAAUACCGCUCUCAUAUCCUUCUAUUCUUCCCUUUUCCCCUUCUCUCCUCUCCCUCUCUUUAAAAAAAUUUCCGGCGAUGUUGUCCACUUUUCCGGCCACUCUUUCCGGCGACUCGUUCGUCGGAAACUUCCUCCCUUCUUUCGAACCCGGUUUUCCGAACUGGGAAUUCCACGAGCCUUCGUUUUUGUUUAAUGAUCAGGAACCGGUUCUCUUUAGCCCACACCCUUCCCAUGAACCGGUCACUUCGAACUCCGGUUCAGACGCGUCGAACCCGGCUCUGAGUCCCGAUUCGUGUGAAGCGAAUCAGAAUCAAAACUCCGGGUCGGACGACCGUAACCCGAAUCAUAAUAACUGUAAGAAGGUCGUAGACGAGAGAAAGCGUAGGCGCAUGCUGUCGAACCGGGAGUCGGCGCGCCGGUCCAGAAUGAGAAAACAGAAACACACGGAGAACUUGAGGAACCAAGCGAACCGGCUUAAGGCCGGGAACCGGGAACUAAUGAACCGGCUCCGGUUUGUUGUGCACCAAUCCCAAAUGGUCCGGUCGGAAAAUGAAUACCUCAUGUCGGAGGCGGCGGUUCUCCGGCAGAGACUUUGGGACAUACGCCAACUACUUCUCGUCCGCCACCUCCACCAGCAGCUCUUGAAUCCCUCCGCGUGAUCGAUCGCCAUGCACGCACUAAUUAAUAACGUCGGAAAAUUUAACGCGUUUCCAACGUCUUUAAUUACUACUUAAUUAAUUAUUAAUUAAUUAAUCACAAAAAAACUAUCAAGUAAUCAAAAAUGCAUGAACCCAACAACUCUCUCUCUCUCUCUUUAUCUAUAUAUAUAAAUAUAUAUAUAUAUAUAUCAUAUAUAUAUAUGAUGAGUGCUUGUGUAAAUUAAAGGUAGUAGAGCUAGUAAAAUCAGGGAUGAAUUUUAGGAUCGGACUGGUUUUGCAAACAAUGGUACCCGUUGUUUUUGGGCAAAACCAGAGGCGAAUUAUUUUGUAAUUAAAGAGUUUUUCAAAGUUUGGAGGUUGUGAAUAUUUAAUUAUUGUGUUACAUUUAUGAUUUAA